Molecule: messenger RNA, 1332 nt
Organism: Endocarpon pusillum Z07020
Lineage: Eukaryota; Fungi; Ascomycota; Eurotiomycetes; Verrucariales; Verrucariaceae
Exons: 1
Coding region: 1-1332 (443 amino acids)
Biological process (GO): protein lipoylation
Cellular component (GO): mitochondrion; cytoplasm
Molecular function (GO): lipoyltransferase activity
Source: RefSeq, a predicted model, not a curated record
AUGCCCAGACCCUGGUCAUCUCUGACCAGGACGUGGAAUUUCAAAUAUGUCCUUGUUCCGCAGAUAGGUUGUUUUUCAUCCAUAUCACACCUGAAGACACUCAUCUCUGUCAACUCCGUCCGCGACAGUGUCUCGAAGUUCGUUGUCAGAUCCCGUACAACAGAUCCUUUUCUCAACCUAGCAAUCGAAGACCAUCUGCUCAAGACAUCUGACCCCAAUACCCAUAUACUCUUUACCUACGUCAACCGUCCUUGUGUUGUCAUUGGUCGCAACCAGAAUCCAUGGCUGGAGACCAACCUAGCCGCUUUGAAAUAUGGUGUUCCUGUCGCCACAGUUGAAGAUGAAUGUUCCCGGCAGGAAGUUCUGUUGGUGCGACGGCGGUCGGGAGGGGGCACUGUCUUCCACGAUGAAGGCAACCUGAAUUACAGCUUCAUCGUCCCGAACGACAAAGCUUUCAAUCGAGAUAAGCACGCCGAGAUGGUGGUUCAAGCUAUUCAAGGGAUAUCGCCAGCGGCAGCCUUUGACGGGCAACAACUGCUUGCCCCACAUCUUACAAAGGGCAUAAGGGUCAAUCAGCGACAUGACAUCGUGAUGCCUGCCCGCACAGAAAGUGGUCUAGCACUAGAUGAGCAGCAGACGGUAAAAGUCAGCGGCAGUGCGUACAAGUUGACACGAGGGCGUGCCUUGCAUCACGGAACAUUGCUCUUUUCCUCGCCGAAUUUGAAAAGCAUUGGCCGCUAUCUACAAAGUCCUACAAGACAAUUCAUCGAUGCGAAAGGGGUAGAGAGUGUGCGGUCGCCCAUAGGGAACUUGCGCUUUUCGAAUGAGCUGUCAAUACGCACUGCUUUGAAGGAUGAGAUUGAGAAAAGCAUUGCAGCAGUUUUUGAAGAGCGGUACCCACACGGAAAAGCGAAUAUCAGCAUGGUCGGCGAAUCCGACAUAGAGGGCCACGCAGCAAUUCAAGCUGGUAUUACCGAACUCAGAAGUCAAGAGUGGAAGUUCCUCCAGACACCUGCCUUCACCUUCACGAACCAGCAGCUACCAGGGGAGAGCUUCAAGCCUGGCACCCAACCGACCUCCCUUCCAACAUCCACCAAAGUCGUUCUAAAGGCAAAGCAUGGCAUGAUCAUCGAAUCCCACAUAUCCCUAUCGGAGAACCAAGAGGUCGCCGAUGCAGAAGCGCAGCAGGCUCGAGCGGUCAUACAGAACAAGAAACUUCACGAGAUCAAGAAUUGGCAACAAGUAUUCGCAGGCAUGGAUAGAUGGACACACCCGUCGACGGGGUCGUUGGUGGCCUGGCUCUCUGACAUGUUUCCACCAAUACCAGAUUAG